Clonostachys byssicola is the source of this 1509-nucleotide messenger RNA. Lineage: Eukaryota; Fungi; Ascomycota; Sordariomycetes; Hypocreales; Bionectriaceae. The record is from the annotation of a GenBank genome assembly.
AUGGCUCCGUCGGCCAAGGAAGAGGUUGUGGGCUCCGCAACCCACGUCGGCGAUGAGGAAAUCGCCAAGCCCGUUCGCAAUGAGUACCUUCUACCCAAACCAGAGAGUUUUGCGAAUAUGAGUGAUGAGGAUCUGGGCACUCUCCGAAAGAGAAUGGUUCGAAAGAUGGACAUGGUGAUUAUGCCUAUUAUGGGAAUCCUGUACAUCCUCAACUACGUCGAUAGAUCCGCUCUUGCAGCAACAAAGGUCUACGGAAUCAUGGAAGACCUCAACAUGACCACCGCCCAGUUCGCGACUGCCAUUACCUUCCUCUUCAUCGGUUACAUCCCCUUCCAGAUUCCUUCCAACUUGAUCAUGACCAAAGUCACACGCCCUGGUCUCUACAUUUGCUCUGCCGCGACUGUUUGGGGAGCCGUCAGUGCCUCUACCGCCGCCGUCAAGACAUACCAUACCCUCCUUGUCGUCCGAGUAUUCCUGGGUGUCACUGAAGCUGUCUUCUUCCCUGGUGUGAUCUACUUCCUGAGUGCUUGGUACACUAAGCAGGAGCUCGGAAAGCGUCUUGCUGCUCUCUACGUUUUCCAGAUGAUCGGCAGUGCUUUUGGUGGUUUCAUCGCUGCUGCUUGCCUGACGUUGGAUGGGAAACACGGUAUUGCUGGAUGGCGCUGGUUGUUUAUUGUGGAAGGAGUGGUGACCAUCGGUUGUGGCAUCAUCUUCGCCAUGAUCAUGCCCGAAUAUCCCCACAACGCCCGACUCCUUAAGCCCGUCGAGCGAGACUUUGCUGUGUGGCGACUCGAAUGCGAGGCUGGCGCCGGUGAAGCCAACGAAGACACGACGGCUCUGGGUGGUCUCAAGGAAGCACUGCUGGAUAUAAAGAUCUGGGCCCUCGUCUGGUGUAUGUUCAUGUCCCAGGCAAUGGGAUCUACAAACAACUUUUUCCCGUCUAUUGUCGAGACCCUGGGAUACAACAAGAUGAACACCAUGCUGCUUACAGCUCCUCCCUUCAUCUUCGCCGCCAUCAUAUUCUGGAUUGUCUCUUACCUCAGCGACCGCAAGAACAUCAUCUACCCCGUCUUCGUUGGCCUUCUGUCCAUGGCGUGCGUUGCUUAUAUCAUCCCGCUCGCCACUACCAGCACUGCCGGCCGCUAUGUUGCCAUGAUGCUCAUGCCUGCAUCCACUGGACCCCAGAUUCUCUUGUUCAAGACCCUCAACUUGCACAUGGCCCGUCCUUACCCCAAGCGUGCAGCUGGUGUCGCCAUGAUCAAUGCGCUCGGUGGCCUGGCCAACCUCUGGUCCAGCUAUCUGUACUACAACCCUCCAGCAUACUACACUGCUUUCGGAACUGUCCUCGCUUGCACCGUUGUUUUCUUCAUCACGAUUACUAUCUACCGCUGGAACGUUAGGAGACUCAACAACCUGCUGGACGGUUCCCCAGAGGAUCAGCAGAAGGCCAUGAAGAGCGGAGUUACCCAGCAACAGGUAGAUCUCGGAUGGAGAUACAUCGGCUUCUAG